AUGCCGACCAUGUCUGGCGCCAUUUCUGGCAGCGGCAGCGGCAGCGGCAGCGGCAACACUUCACCCUCUGCCAUCAGACACAUUCGCUACGCCUCCGACUCCCAGAUCCCCUCGCGCCAUCACGCUAUUGGCAUCAUGGAGGAUCCCGAGCAGGAGACCCGCCCCGAUCUGCAGACCUUCGAUUCAAGUGGCACUGGAAGCAGCGGCGAUGAUCAUUACAAUCCCUCCCACUCCCACCACGAUUCCUACUCCGACAGCGAUCGAGUCUCGCGCACCCAUUUCUCCCCCAGCACCAGCAGUCUGAGCUAUAGCGGCCAGGAUGAGGUGACUCCACUCACUAAUGUCAGCACCUAUGGCUGGACGCCAACAUCAAAUAUGUCGCGCACGAGCACGAGAGGUACGGGAAGCAUCCCGCACGCGACUGUUCCCGAAUAUGCCACUUUGCCGCCAGGCUCGUCCGUGGUCAAUGGAGGAAUGCCCAGCAAGCAGUCGCGACCCAGCAACACGAGGCAACCCAGCAGUGUUUACAGGCCAGAGCGAGGUCCGGGAGGUUCCAUGCGUGGUGUCUUCAACUCCAUCGAUACAAGACGGCCCCGGAAUUCAUCCGCGCAUGCACGAAAACGGAGGAAUCCGAACGAUGAAUAUCGAGCGCAGGAAAAGGCAUACGUGCAGCGAAUACAGCAGACCGGGCAGGAAAAUGAGUUCUAUACCGAGCCGCGGACGCCCAGUCUCGACUACAGCUCAGGGAGUGAGUCGGAUGAGGAAAGCCCUACGAACCUAGCACACGUGGAUCAUGAUCCUGCCGAGGUGGACACAUUAUUAUACUAUGGCAGCGAGGAUCUGGAGCCGUCGGUGGAAGAGCUUAAUAUACCAGCCAAUCGAGAACGGUUAGAAUGGCAUGCAAUGUUGGCCAACGUGUUGACGGGAGAUGUCGUGAAGCAAGAGAAGAAGCGAUUGAUCGGCGGACCUGAACAGCAAGGAGAUGCAGCAAUCAAAAAUGAAGUGUGGAUAGGCGUAAGAGCAAAGACCUGUGGAAGAUCGAUAGCAGCUCAGAAGCGAUUGAUCGAAGAUGGCAGGUCCAAAAUCAAGACUGCGAUAGAAUCCAUCAUCGCAUUCGAGAUUAAAGGAGAGGCGGAAGCUGGCAAGUCGGCGACCGAGCAGGUCGAGGACAUAGUAAAGAAGAUUGAGAAGGUCGUAAACUUAUACCCUACACGCCAGGCUUUCGAGGCCGCACAUCCACGAGCUGCGUCAUCAGCAUUCAAGGACACCUGCGAUGCUGUAAUUUCAUGGCACAACACGACCGAGCUGAUCAACACCGAACUGGGCAUCCUCCAAAGCUGGGUCGGCAACGAAUCGCUCGACUUUACUGCAGCUCGAACCCGACCGGAAGGCGAGGAACGCAACGAGCUAUUCGACGACAGCUCGUUUAUUGACCGAAUCCUGAAGGAGGAUGGAUUAAAAUCUCUACAAGGCGACAAGAGCUUGUUGAAUGGGGUCAACACGGUCAUUCACAAGGCGAAGGCGACUCUUAUUGCGAACGCUGAAGCGUUCUCAGAUCGACACCUGCCACCAUACAUUGAGGAAUUGCUCACUCUCAUCAACUUCCCUUCCCGACUGAUACAGGAGAUCAUUCGCAUGCGACUAUCCUAUGCAAAGAAGAUGAAAGACCCGGCCCAGCAAGGUGUUAUGACUGCCGAGCAAAUGAUUCUGCAGUUUCAGAUUCUUCUUCAACUCGCCGUCCGGAUAAAGGAAGCAUAUAACGUUAUUGCACAACCCGAGCCUGGCUGGGAUCUGCCGCCCUGCAUCGAUGAUGCCUUUGAUUCUGUAAUUCUGGACGCUCUUAAAUUCUACUUCAAGAUGCUCAACUGGAAGCUCAUGGCCAACAAGAACACAUUCAAAGAGGCAGAAAUCCUUGAGCAAGAAUGGGACUUCUCUAAUGAACUCGGACGGCAUCUCGAUGGAGGUGAUGUUGAGGUUGCAGAACAAUUCUCCAGCUUAACAUCCAAGUCAAUGGGACGACUCGCAGCACAUUUCGAAAAAGAGCUGCAACGACCGCCUGAUGAAGUCGCAGGUACCUCUGAGAUGGACAAGCGUUACAAGAGCAUUCUCGACUCAGUUCGUGUGAGACAACGAAAGAUUUUCCGUUUCGGCAGGAUCUUGAGUCAAAGAUUCGAAAACGCGACCGAAUACAACAUCAACAUCGACAAUGACCAAUAUGAAGACCUGCUACUUGCACUUCGAUUAUCGGGCCACUUUCUCGUCGAGACCAGCGCAGACAGCCCUCCGGCCAUCGCGGAAGGUGACAGCGAGAAGAAUGCAGGCAAGCUCUAUAUCAUAGCUAGUCCAGUUCUUCGAGAUCGGCCGAAGGAUGUCCAGAGUAUGCUGGGAACUUGUUACCACGCCGAAGACAGCCCUGAAGACCCUAGCAACCCAUACGUGCUAAUCCUACGACCUGAAAAUCCACUUCUCUGGGAUGGAGAUCGCAUGGAAGCGAUGCAACUGGGUAAAGAAGUGCUUAAAGUCCCGCAAUCGUUAGACCUCAGGACUGGACGCAUGCGACUUGUUGCAGAUGGGAGUCAGCAGCGACUUGCGAACGCCAACAUGGCUUUCGUCAAUGCGAUUGGUAACUUUGACCUCACGAUACUCGUCGAGCAACGAGCAAAUCUACCACGAGUCAAUCAAGAGCUCGCCAAAAUCAGAAAGACUGCACACAAGCUCUCUAAUACCAUCAUGGACUCCGUUGCGAUUGUCCGGUCACAAACAGAAGCCGCUGGUCGCAAGCUCGAGAGCCAAGAACUCAUCCAGAACUGCUUCGCUUUCGCAACCGAGUUUGGUCAGCGUUCGGCCAUUCACAUGGAUGCACAACGACGUGCCGUCAACCAGCAUAAACUCACAAAGCUGGCACUUGACUGGGUCUCUUUCAUCUGCGACGAUUGUGUGGCAAGCGACCGAAAGACCUUCCGAUGGGCUGUAGUUGCUCUAGAAUUUGCCAUGGUCAUGACACGAGGUCAAAACAUCCUCUCAAUAUCUGAUGAAGAGUAUUCAAAGCUCCGACAGAAGGUCUCUGGCUGCAUGUCACUGCUCAUCUCACACUUCGACAUCAUGGGCGCCAGAGGUACUGUGGCCGCACAAGCAGAGAAGCAACGCAUGGACGCCAUGGUCGGCAAGCUUCGGUUGGAUGUCGGCAAGCUCAAGGAUGAUGAAGAAAGCUCUCGGAUCGUACGCAUGCAAUGGCUGGAUGAACUUGAAAAGAUCGAUCAACUCCGGAAAGACCGGGAAGCAGAACGUCAAGCAUUAGGUCGUGUUCUUGAAGACAGUAACGAUGCCGAUCGAGCACUUACACACCUGUCAGCAUCUGCUGGCAACGUACAUCUCAGAUGGCAGCAAGGUCAAUUCGUCGGAGGCGGCACCUUCGGCUCGGUGUAUGCUGCCAUUAAUCUGGAUAGCGGUCAUCUGAUGGCCGUCAAGGAGAUUCGUCUCCAAGAUCCGAAGAUGAUUCCAACCAUCGUCAGCCAGAUUCGAGAUGAAAUGGGCGUGCUGCAAGUGCUUGACCAUCCGAACAUUGUUCAAUACUAUGGUAUCGAGCCUCAUCGCGACAAGGUAUAUAUCUUCAUGGAAUACUGCUCAGGUGGAUCAAUCGCCGGUUUACUCGAGCACGGCCGUGUAGAAGACGAGAUGGUUGUUCAGGUGUACGCGCUGCAAAUGCUGGAAGGUUUAGGCUACCUUCACGAAGCGGGCGUCGUGCAUCGCGACAUCAAGCCCGAGAACAUUCUUUUGGACCACAACGGAGUCAUCAAAUUCGUCGACUUCGGUGCAGCAAAGGUGAUCGCAAAGCAAGGCAAAACCAUAGUCGCCGAUGGUCAAGGCGGCAAUGGCCGACAACGGAGCGUCCAAGGCACACCAAUGUAUAUGUCUCCCGAAGUCAUCAAAGGCGCUCCCCAGGGCUCAUCGGCACGAGGCCGUCUUGGAGCAGCAGAUAUCUGGUCACUGGGCUGCGUCAUCUCUGAAAUGGCAACCGGGUCCCGACCCUGGGCGAACAUGGACAACGACUUCGCGAUCAUGUACAACAUUGCCAAUGGCAAUACACCUCUGAUGCCCACAAAAGAACAGAUGAGCGAAUCUGGUCUCGAUCUCCUUCGCCGCUGUUUCGAACGUGAUCCUGCGAAACGUGCUUCCGCCGCAGAACUCCUUCAGCACGAAUGGAUCGUAGGAAUAAAAGUCCAAUUAUCUCUCGAGCCUGGAACUCCUGCUACUCCUGCUUCGGAAUCUUCAUUUGGUGGUUUGGCGACGCCGAGCAGGCAACUCGCCAGAGAGAUCCGCGAAGAGAUUCCCGGUGCCGCUGCUACGGAAAGGAGAACGAAAUCAGAUUCUGGAAUGGAUCAGGAGAGUAAGACGGAUGUUACUACUGCUGGUAGACGGACCUGUGCUGUGAGGUUUUUGGAGGAUACGCAGAGGAGCAGUAUCUCUUUCUUUUCAUCGUUGUCAUUUGCGGUUACGACCUACCAUGGCAUGGCACACAAAUUGGGCUUGGCGAAGGAGUUGGAUUUGGGAUUUGAGAAACCUACCAUUAGCGUCUGGAGUUAG
Messenger RNA from Pseudocercospora fijiensis CIRAD86, 4584 nucleotides. Its product is annotated as MAP kinase. Gene Ontology annotation, cellular component: cytoplasm. Gene Ontology annotation, molecular function: MAP kinase kinase kinase activity; ATP binding. The record is from RefSeq and is a predicted model, not a curated record. The transcript is spliced from 5 exons. The coding region runs from base 1 to 4584 and encodes 1527 amino acids. Gene Ontology annotation, biological process: stress-activated MAPK cascade; protein phosphorylation. NCBI's taxonomy places the organism in Eukaryota, Fungi, Ascomycota, Dothideomycetes, Mycosphaerellales, Mycosphaerellaceae.